Molecule: messenger RNA, 6999 nt
Organism: Cinara cedri
Lineage: Eukaryota; Metazoa; Arthropoda; Insecta; Hemiptera; Aphididae
Source: the annotation of a GenBank genome assembly
AUGAAAAAGGACGAACAUAUUUCGCACGUGAGUGCAGCCACUGUUGUAGAUGGGAAGUUGGAUAGGUAAGAUACAGACAGGAAUUUAAUGUGUUUCUAUAAGCAACGAUAAACCAUUGCUAACGAAAAAACGAUUCUGAACGGAGUUCAGUUGAUAGUGUUGCUCGCUUUAUCAACAAUACAAUAUAUGGUAUAUGACAUAUUAUGGUAAAGUGAUUACAAUAUGCGUUUCCAUGACAAUAAUGAUUGUUUAAAAAAGAUUAAAAUAAUAAAAACUUAAUAAUAACAAAAAAUAAAUAAAAAUGGUUGCCAAAGAUAACUUUAUUUUUAAGCUAUUGGUUUUACAAUGUUGUUUAUUUUUUCUUUGUUCUUUGUUCUAAGCUGUGGAUACGUUUUUUCCUAGUAAACUUGCUCCAAUUUUUACGUGUAUCAACUUUUCUGAAAGCUGAAGUUGUCGAGAUGGUACACUAGACAGAUCAUUUGAUUUUCGACGCCAUUGUUUAUAUAAAAGCACUUAAGCAGGAAAAAACGUAGGAAAACAUACAAUCUCACGAUUUCAUUAUUUUAUAAAAACACAGACGACGUUUUCUACCAGAAAAAAUGAUUUAAUCGAAAAAUUACUAAACACCUUUUUUGUUGCCUAUUUGAUUUACUUUCUUACAUUAUCAUUGUCAAAACUUUUAAGCCACUUUUAAACUUUCAAGGAAUUUUAACUUUUGAGAGUAUUUUGCUAUAAUUUGGUUAUAAAUGCACGUAGAAACUUGAAACUUGAUAAUAAUACUUAUAUUGGACUUACCUAGACGUGAUGAAAUUGGACGCCCUUUUUUUUUUAAUAAGCGUUUUGAAAUCAAAUUUAAACGAUAAUCGCAAAAGAAAAUACAGCACUUCAAAUUAUGCAUUAUCGUCUUUCGUCAAGCAAUGGUUUAUCGUUGCUUACAGAUAUAAAUGAAAUAAACUUAUGUAUUGUACCUUCCCAACUUCUCACCUACAACAGUGACCACACCCUCUUUUUAAUCUUUCAAUCUUUUUUAACCUAAAGACCGAGGUUUUCCUCAUUAUCUCGAAUAUUAAUAAGAAUUUCAAAAAUUACCUCUCUAAGUACCACCCCGAGAACAUUUUCUUUCAGAAAAGGUGCUAUACUUGAUAAUCGGAGUAUUCCUGGUAGAAAAAGUGUUCAAAUAAAAAAAUUUUAAAAAUAAACAUUGUAAAACCAAUAAAUUCCUCGUUGCACUCAGAAUCUAAAGAUAAAGAAAAUUGUAUUUGUUUUUUUUUUUCACAAAUUACUCAUUAUUAAUAGUUAUUGGUUUGCAACCCAGAUAAAAGUGGUGGGUAACAGUUUCCGCCCCACGCUACCCCGCGCAAUAAUGCCUAUGGCCCACCCCUUUAAACGGCGCCACUGAUACAGACAGAUAAUAAACAUUUCUCAUAAUAUUUGUAUUCAAAAUAACAAUAAUAAUCUUUGUAAUUUGUAACAUUAAAUAAUAAUAUUCUCGACGAUUACAUAAACGUGAAACUGUGAAAUGUAAGAGAAAAAAAAAAGAAACAAACCGUUGAAGUAUUUUGGACGCGUGACGACUCCGGUGUUAAACGCGGUGUCGUUUUGAAUUAAGUAUACACGUUAAUACAAUAUUAUUAUAUUUUCGUGGAAAAUGUAAUUGAUUAUUUAUACUUGAAUUAUAAUCCCCCCUCCUCUUACACCUGCCCGUCCACGGUGACCGUGAUAACGACGGACUGGUAACAUUGUCGAUCCAAUAACGCCAAGUGCCAAUACUUUAUAAUAUUAUAUAAAACAGUCGAGUGGUCCCGGAGGCCGUCACAUUAUUUGAUUUUGCGUACGCCACCGACAACGUCCAAAGUCCAAAGAUGAUACGGAAUUCGGUGAGUAAAAUAUAAUGACAUUAUUAUUAUUACGUUCGCGAAUGUUUGGACAGUAUUACUUGUUUGUGUUUGUUUUUAAACUGCAUACACCGGAUGCACGGUCGAAUGACUCGAUUGCUAUGGAAAAACGAAUAAACACGACCCGUUAUUAUUCGAGAUUUGUCGUUGAACCGUUAUAAUUUUUCCUAAAGAUUUUUAUGUUCUCGGAAAACACUUUUCCGGUAAUCAAAAAACACUCCGAUUUUUUUCAUGCACGAUGCCUUAAAAGAUAUUUAUUUUUCACCCUGCGAUAUUUUAUAUAAACACGUUUUCUAUUUGUAGAUUCCAACACUUUUACUGAAAAUUGUUUUUAAAAAAACUGUUAACGAAAUAUUGCGUCGACAUAUUGGUUUCAUAUUUGUUAAUUGAUUUGUUCAUUGCUGUGUUGCAUUGGCUAUUACAAGCAGUGCCUGAUUUAGACGAGUACCUAGAUGACUAUAGUCACCUGGCCUUCAAUUUUGAGCGGCCUUUUAUUUUUCGUUUGUUCGUAUUUUUUUGAACACCAAAACUUUUUAUUUCUUUUUAUUGAAUUAUAAAAUUUAAAAACUAGUAAAAAUCGUCAUUACUCAUAAUAUUAUAAUAUUAAAUAUUAUCUUUGAAAUCGAUAUAUUAACCACGUUACCGCGGAUCUAGGUUUACGGUUUUAGAUAAUUAUUUAUUAAAUUAUAUCUACAAUCUAUUUAUAUAUUAUUUAGUAGGUACCUAAAACCAUGAUAUUAACAUACUAUGCUAUCAUAUCCACCAUAAACAUGAUCCUGUUAUUCGUUGAUAUUUGUCUUUGACCCCAAAAUUUGUAAAUCAGGCACUGAUUACAAGGGAGUAGGGGGAACAUGGCUAAUACUGUCGAACAGAUUACCGAGCUCCGAAUAAGUUUUUGUUUACAAUGAUUUAUCGUUGCUUAUUUAUUACUAUAUAAACUAAAUAACCUUGUAUUCUAAACCUUAAACCCUGUCCACUUAUAUCCUUAUAUCCUGCAUCACUCUUUUACCCAUAGUACAAAACUUAAGUCCGCCUUUUAUCCCGGAUAAUCAUAACCUGAAUCAUAGUAUCAUUAUAUGUAAUUAGACAAAACAAAAAAAAAUUUAAAUCGAUUGAUAUUUACGUCAACGUAGCGUCCCAGUUUAAUUAUUUUAAUUUUUGCACUUUGUUUUCUACAAAAAAUAUUGCUCAAUAGAAAAACAUCAAGAGAUCUUUUGUAUUGAAAGUUAAUCUAAUUCAUACGUGUAAAUAAAUCGUUUUUUUAUUUUCUUUGUAGUGUUUUUAAAUAAUUGAACAAAACUGAAAAAUACUUAAAAAGAAUAGAAAAAUGUAGGGAAAUAAUGUUUUUAUUAUUUUAAAUUUUGUUUUUGUAAUUUAUUUCAAUCAAAAAUAUUUGUAGAAACUUGAAAUUUUGACUACAACUUAUAUUUGUUUCUUUUCGACGUCGUAAAAUGUUCAAAACAUUUGUGCCAUUUUUGAGGUAUUUAUAGAUAUUUUAAUUUUGCGUAUUUUUAUUUGGUAAACACUCAGUAGAUAAAAUUGUUAUGAUUAACAGAAAUGCUUGAAAAUUCGACAGUAGGUACAUUAUAAGUCGUACUUAAUUAGUGGUAAAAAAAAAUUAAUGUCAUUACAUUAAUUUUUUUUUUUAUAAGUUUUAAAUUCAAAUUUUGACAAAAAUCGUAAAUAUUAUAGCCUUUCAAAACGUGUAAAAUCGAACUUCGCUCCAAAUCGUUUUUCGUUGGAAAAGGUUUAUCAUUGGUUACAAUUAUAAUAAAUAACUUUAUGUAUCCUACCUUCCUAACUACCCACCCAUAGCAAUGGCCACACCCGUCCCCAGUAUCAGCUCUUUUUUAAAAAUAUUUACAUUCUAGUAAAACAUAAUAAAUAAAUGUAAUUUAUAGAAAAAAUGUCAAUAAUAAGAACGUCCUAUGACAUUGUAAAUUCUCCGACCUAGGUACCUGAUGUGUCAUUGUUUUUUUUAAAACACAAUUCAUUUUCGUACUUAAACUCUGAAAAAACCGCAUUUUAAAAUGUGCAAAAAUAUUUUGCAAUUAUCUCGUGUUUUAUAAGUACGCGCAUAUUAUGUACUCCAUUAUUUUUAAAAAACCGUAAGUAUCGUAAUUAUUAUUAUUUGUACUAGGUAUAAAAUAUUAUACCAAGCAGUUUAAAUAGGAUAUAUAUGUACACAAUUAUCUAUAUCUGGUAAUAUAUUAAGAAAUAUUGGUACAUUUGAAUGGUUUGUUGAACAUCUUCCGACCGUAAUGUAUAAUUUUAAUUUUCCAUAAAGAAAUAACUUAAGGAUAGUAUUCCAGCGACGGCGUAGUGGACCGUAUCAUGUUCACAGAUACCUAUAUAAACUUACUCGUAUUAUGCUGAUAAAACCAAGAAAGUAUCAACUGGUCAUUACAACUUUAAUAAGAGAAAAGAUAAAUUCAGCUCACAUCUGGAAAUUUCUCGGCUGGUCUUUUUGAUUUUUUUCACUUUACAAACGUACGUAUGGAAAAAUAAAUAUAAACAAGUAUAUAAAUUUACAUAUAACCCUUUUAAACGACAACUUGAAAUAGAUUUGUUGAGUAACUAUGAAAAUAUAAUGAACAAAACAUAAAUUACAAGCUUAACAUAUUAAACUUAACUUAAGGUUUAAUAAACAAGGAUCUAAAUAUUAUUAUUAGAUAAUGAAUACAAUAUUAAUACAAAGAAUUUAGAAGUUGGUCACAAUUGUUCAAAUUACGCUUAAAAUAUAAUUUUUUAAAUGAUUAAUGUUACAAUAGCUGGUAAUCGAUAUUGUAUAAAAGCCAAAUACCGUACACUCACUGAUUGUUCACUACAACCAAAAAAUGACAAAAAGCAUAAACUUGAAAUUUGGAAUAGCAGUUCCUUUAAUAUCUAUGUGUGCAAUAAAAAGAGAUUUAAAAAAAAAAUUGAGUUUAAACCGAUUCAUUUCGCAUUUAACCGUAAUUCGCAUUGUUCAGUGUACCUGGGACCCGUCAAUUACAUAUUGACACUGCGCCGAAGAUGAAUCAUAUCCCAACCUGGUGUGAACGUAUCCGUACCAAAAAUUCUACCUCAUAACACCUGUUUGAAAAUUGCAGCUUUAAUAAUGCUACGACAUUUUUUAUACAUACUUGGGUGUAAAAAUUGUUUUAUUGUAAUUUGGAUUACUAUUUUAUUUAUUAUGUUAGUAAAAAAUAUUGUAUUACUAAUCCAAUUAAGCAUAAACAGCGAAUACUAUUAAAUAAUAUUAUUUAUUAUUUUAUCUUGCUUAAUUCUUUUGUAAUAAUUACAAUUAUUGAGCGUUUCAAUAAAGAAAAAUGAUUUAGUAUAUUAAAGUGUGUUAUUUAUUGAUUAUACAAUUGGCAUUUAUCACGCGCACUUAAUAUAAAUGUGAUCAACGAUUAAAUACUAUUCCGUGCAAAACCUGGUAAUAUUGGGAAAUGUGUUUUGUGUUUGUAAGAUACGAAUAGUACCCACCUAGCAAUAAAUUUAAUUUUAGUAGUUUUACGAAAUAAAAUCAAAUACAUUUAGUUCUUUACAUAUAAAGUUUAUAAAGGAAAUCUUGGUAAUUUUAAUAUUAAAUUUAUAAUUGUAUUCAAAAUAUCAAAGUAGCCAAUUUUAACUUUAUUUAUUCAAAUGGGAUCAUUAGGUUUCCCCCAAAUUUCAAUACCAGAACUAAAUAACCAUGACACGAAUAAAAUGUAUAUGGUUUUCAAUUGCUGCUUUUCAAAUAUAUAUGCCAUACAUUUCUUACGUAACUAAAAAAACAUUUUAAAAAUAGACUGAUAUCCUAAGCACAAUGGGUGGACCACUGUUGUAGGUGAGAAAUUGGAAAGGUAGGAUAUAAAGGGGAAUUUAAUGAAUUAUACAUAUCUAUACACAACGAUUAAACAUUGCUAACGAAAAAUCCGGAUUCUGAGUGGAGUUUGAUUAUACAUGUGUUAAGAAGUUGUAUAAUAUUUACGGUUAUCCUCAAAAUUUGAUAUUGAAAAAAAAUUCUAUAUUACACUCAAUUUUAGAGGUAACUGUAAAUGUAUUGAACCACUAUAUAUAUAUAUAUAUAUAAUAUAAUAUCUAGUUAAAAAGCCGCAACCACGAUGGGCUUUUGUACUUUUUACAGCAUAAAAAGGUAGGUGGGUAUAAUUUUUGUGACGAAAAACAAUUAUACUUACAAGAUGUACACAUGGCUUAAUAAAAAUACGAUUUAUUAUGUACUGCAGGUGGUAUGUUUGGUCGUCGUCAUGUGUACUUUGCUGACGACAUUUGACUGCAAAACCGUGGUUGGCAAUACCGCGGAUAUAGCCACGCAGAAGAAUCUUAGAAAUCCAUCGACAACAACCGCCAACAAUCGAAUAUCCGAGACCCGACAGGACUCGGUUGUCACUAAUCGGAUACUCAAGACCCGUCAGGUCCCGACCGCGUUGCUUGAAAUCCCAGUCACCUCACCUCCGUUGCGAGUGUACCAGGGAAGCACUUUGAAAACGUACCCGUUCACUUUGGUAAACACCAAUUAUCCCACGUAUUUCUCAUACGCAUACCCCGGAAAUUUGGGCUACACGUUUUUCCAAUGACGACCAGUGCAGUUCUCUAAAUAUUAUUUAGAAAAAAUAAAAUACACUAACUAUUUAUGCUGAAUAAAAAUCCUAAAAUUUUCUCCCUUAACCCUUAAAUUCCCACAAAUUCUGAUAAUCGUGUAUCUACACUUUCUGUAACUACACGCUUUCAAGAUAUUCGUUCGGUUAUCGGUUAAACAUUUUUUUUAUACCAGUAUAGUUUUUCUGACCCGCCUCGCGACAUGGGUCAAAUACAUUAUACCGGUAUAAUCCACUUCUUUUUUAUUGUCCCCAUCGUAAUUAUUCCCCUAUUUCAUAUUCUUAUAAAAUGAUCACAAAAUAACUUAUCGUAACAUUUAUGAUUGAAUUAUUUUCUACAUUAUUUUUUCUUAACAUUGAUAUUUUUGAAUUAUGAAGAAUAAAGAUGGAAAAUUCAAGUGACUACUAAAUCGAAAUUCGAAGGUAUGUGUACGGUGUGAUAACAAAUAAGUAUGGACUAUAGAGGUGAUAAUGAUAUUUUGUACCAACUACAAGUCAACGAAUUUUUUGAUAUACCG